Messenger RNA from Oryza brachyantha (malo sina), 3951 nucleotides. RefSeq names its product disease resistance protein RGA2-like. The record is from RefSeq and is a predicted model, not a curated record. Bases 1 to 3786 code for a protein of 1261 amino acids. Gene Ontology annotation, biological process: defense response to other organism. NCBI's taxonomy places the organism in Eukaryota, Viridiplantae, Streptophyta, Magnoliopsida, Poales, Poaceae. Gene Ontology annotation, molecular function: ADP binding; protein binding. The transcript has a single exon.
AUGCCGUCGGCGUUGGGAUGGCAGGCGUCGGCGUUCGUCGCGGCCGUGCUCGCGCGCCUCAUCGCCAAGGGCCUUGCUCUGCUCCCGGAGCUCGACGACGCCGCCGCCGGCCACCUCCGGCGCCUCGAGGCCCUCCUCGCGCCCGUAUGGCGUGUCCUCGACGCCGCCGACGCCGGCGCGAUCGACGUCACCCAGCGGCCGCUUCAGGAUCUGCUCGACGCCGCCUGCUCGGCCGACGACGCCCUCGACGACCUCGCCUACGCGGUCCUCCAGAGCGACGUGACGGCAAGGGGCGUCGACGCCAGCGUCGCGUGCGCCCCGGCCGCCGGCGCGGCGAGGAAGCCGCGCAGCCCGCUCAAGUUCCUGCUAUGCUUCAGCCCGCCAAGAAACGCCGUUGGAAGUAGCGGCGGCCAUGGCAGAAGCUCCAAGGGGAAGAUGAGCAGCGUCGAUCUGCGCGGCUUGGCGAUUGCAUUUGAGACGGUGGCGCAAGCUGCGUACAGGUGCACGUCGGCGGCGUACGAGAACGUCGUGCUGCGGAGGAACUAUGCCACGGUGGUUUCAGCAAAAGCAGAGGCAGCGAGAACGGGAGCAGCUGGUCACGAUCAGAUUCAGAGCGACAUAUUCGGGAGAGAAGCUGAGGCGGAGCAGAUCUUGGAGAAGGUGAGGUUCAGCGACGACCCGCAUUACCGCCUGGCCAUCGGCGUCCUCCCUGUCGUCGGCGCCGAGGGCGUCGGCAAGACGGCGCUCGCGCGGUUCGUCUUCCACCACGACGUCGUCAGGGCAGAGUUCGCCGUGCGCAUGUGGGUGCACGUCUCCGGCGAGGUCCAGCUCAAGGAGGAGCUCCUGGUCCAGAUGAUCCAUGGGGUCGCCGGAGGCGGAGAUGGCCGCAAAGUCGAAGACAUCAGGGAGCUUCUGCGCCAGGAGUUGGCCGGCAAGAGGUUCCUGCUCGUGCUCGACGAUGUCAGCGACGUCGGCGACGUCCAGUGGAAAGAUCUCACGAGGCUUCUCCAACCUGCAGCUCGGAGGAGCUUAAUCAUGGUGACAACUCAAUCUGACAAUGCAGCGAAUGGAAUAGGGACGAUGCCUGCAUUACCACUGAAGUCCUUGGCAUCCAAGGAUUACCAGAAGAUGUUCAGGCACUUGGCAUUCGGCAGCACUGACGAGUCUGAAGAUUACACUCCACUGGGCGACGAGUGGGACGACGUCGAAGCCGCCGACGACGACGAGGAAGAGGCGCAGUCGCCAAUGGAGACAGUCGCGUCGGAGCUAGCUAAGAGGAUGGGCGGCCUGCCAUUACCGGCGACGGCGAUCGCACGCUCACUGUGUCUCCGGCGAGAGGAGGACCACUGGAAAGCCGUGCUGGAUGACAAGCUCUGGGAGCAGAGCAGGAGAGACGCCGGCGCCGGCGUCUCGCCGGCGUUGUGGCUGAGCUACCAGCACCUCGACCCCCGCCUCAAGCAAUGCUUUGCGUAUUCCGCCGUGUUUCCACGCAGCCAUGUCUUCACCAAGGAUGAACUGGUUCAGAUGUGGGUAGCACAGGGGAUGAUAUAUCCCGACGAUGCCGCGGCGAGCCCCGACGACAUUGGAGGCAAGUUCUUCGAUGAUUUGGUCGAGAGAUGCUUCUUUCAGCCAAUUGGAAGUAGCAGCAGAUAUGUGGUGCAUAAUUCGAUGAAAAAACUAGCACAGGCAGUGUCAGCAAACCAGUUCUUCGCGGUCACUGAAAACUCAGGGGAGGUGCCACCAGAAGUUCGUCACCUCACAAUCGUGACAAACAACCUCACGAAGCUGAAAGGCGAUCUGGCAUUGAGGACAUCUCAUUCAUCUGGGGCAGAUCAACACUUCCUUCGUCGGGUCCGUACAAUUAUGUUCUUUGCGGAUUUCAGUAAUUCGGACGAAUUUAUUCAACUUCUAGCUGAGAUUUUCACGGUUGCAAGGAGUAUGAGAGUUCUUGGUCUGACAUACGCAAAUAUAGCAUUUCUACCUGCUGAGAUCGGUCUUCUCCGACGCCUCCGGUAUCUGAAUUUAUCCAGGAACAGAAUAGCAGAUCUUCCCGAGUCAGUCUGCGAUCUUUAUCUCCUACAGGUUCUGGAUGUCAGCUCCAGUUCUCCUUAUCUCCGUCCUCCCAAUGGUAUCUCGAAUCUGAUUCAUCUGAGGCAUUUGCAUGGAAGUGAGCAUUUUCUUUCUGACAUAACAAAAAUACAGAAUCUCUCACAUUUGCAAGAACUGGAGGUGUACAACGUUAGCAGCAUUUCGCGCAUCGAUGCUUUACAGGGAAUGACACAGCUCCGAGGUGCCCUUUGUCUUGGCCAUCUCCAUCAGGUUGAUGUUGGUGAGGUAAGCAAGGGCAUCUUGAAAGGUAUGCAGCAUCUGAAGAGAUUAGAACUGUCAUGGAGCAGCUGUGAUGGCCAAAGCAGAGAGGUUUCCACAGAUGAAGGCCUACUUGAGUGCUUGCAACCACAUGAGAACCUGAAAGAUCUGAGGAUUACAGGCUAUGCAGCCACGAAAUGCCCACCAUGGAUGCUAAAAACUCCCUGUUCACUAUCAAAUGCUACUUCAGUGAUCUUGACAGAUUGCACGAACCUGAAGAGUCUCCCACCAUUGCACAUCCUGCCUUGCCUAGAGAUUCUUGAGAUGAGAAGGAUGCAUUCUGUCAACAAGGUGGCGACUGUUCCUCAACGGCCAGAUCGCAUCAUGUUCCCCAAGCUGAAACGCCUUGUUAUCGAAGAUGCGUUGGACUGUACUGAAUGGUUGACAGACAGCUCAAAACCAAGAAACACUGUGUUCCCCAGCCUCUGCGAAAUCCAGAUAAGAAACUGCCCAAAGCUGAGAAAACUUCCGGACCUUCCACUUACGCUGACAACAAUGUUCAUCGAGGAUGUUGGUCUCGAAGCUCUACCGAGGAUACAGGACUGGAAUUCAUCACCACCAUCGUCGUCAGAUGCAAUUGCAACAUCAAAAGAAGGCAGAUGGACAUCAAGGCUCACAACACUUGAAAUACAUCAGUGCCACAGUCUCAAAUCGCUAGGAUCUGGUCUGCUCCAGCAGCAGCAACUCCUAAGGUCCCUGGAGCUCCUGUCAAUCAAGAACUGCGACAGCGUCACAUGCGACCUCACCGACGGUUUCCAGGACCUGACUGCACUGACAGACCUCUCGCUGUACGACUGUCCGAAUCUGCUGGUCGACAAGUUCCACACAUCGCUGCGGAAGCUCCAGAUCAACGAGUGCUUCAUCGCGCAGGGGGCGUGGGUGGAUGACUACCCCUUCCUGUUCUCUGUAUGGACGCUGCAGAUCACCAGCUGCUGCCAUGUUAGCACUCACCAGGAGAGGAGGAUCGAGCCUCUGGAUUGGCUCAACUGCCUGUUCAACGUGUGCAGCCUUCACCUGGAGAACACGCUGCUUCUGAAAUUGAGCAUGUUUGACAGGCUUCACUCUCUUGAGACCCUAGAGAUCGACGGGAGUCGCUCAUUCUUCGGUGAUUUGGAGGAGGGAUUUGAGUGGCUUGAGAAGCUGCAAACUCUGAGCAUUAAAAACUGCAACGAGUUGCGUAUGCUUCCGGCGAAUUUGUGCACUCUGCCUGUGCUGGAAGAACUCUGCAUAGAGAACUGCCCGGCUUUGGAGGCAUUGCCUGCGAGUGGUCUGCCUAGUUCGCUGAAGAGGUUGUCAAUAUCAAAAUGCAGCUCACGGUUGACUCAACGAUGUCUUGAUGGUGAACUUGGUGGCUCGAAAGUUACAAAGGUUGGUGUUGUUUACGUUGAUGGGCAAUGUAUUAGUUUUCAACAAAAAUAAUGUAAUAACCAGUUUUGUAGUUCAUGAAUUUCAAUUAGGUAAGUUUCAUCAUUGUGGACCAAAUUAUGUAACAUUUAUGUCAACAAAAUAUGUAUAAUAAGAGUAUGAACUAGGAAAACCACCUCCACUUCAAACAAACCAGCAAAAAUAUGUACGUUGAGUAUA